Schizosaccharomyces osmophilus is the source of this 1026-nucleotide messenger RNA. RefSeq names its product electron transfer flavoprotein alpha subunit EtfA (gene etf1). NCBI's taxonomy places the organism in Eukaryota, Fungi, Ascomycota, Schizosaccharomycetes, Schizosaccharomycetales, Schizosaccharomycetaceae. Gene Ontology annotation, cellular component: mitochondrion. Gene Ontology annotation, molecular function: electron transfer activity; flavin adenine dinucleotide binding. Bases 1 to 1026 code for a protein of 341 amino acids. The transcript has a single exon. The record is from RefSeq and is a predicted model, not a curated record.
AUGAUUGGAAUCGCAUAUCGGCCAAUUUCAAGAUCGCUUUUUGCAUCUCGUUCUGUUUUCACGAAAAUUAAUGGACGAUUCUUCAACGUUCUUGCUCUUUUGGAACAUCAAGAAGGAAAGUCUAAACCAGCUUCUCUCUCUGCAAUCGAAGCCGCGAAACGUACUGGAGGAGACGUUUUUGCUUUCGUAGUUGGCCCAAAUGCAUCUCAAGUCGCUCAACAAGCAUCCAAGUCGGUGGAUGGCUUAAAGCAGGUGAUUCAUGUGGAAAACAAUGCCUACGAGCGUUUUUUACCGGAUCAGAUUGCCAAGGUUUUGUAUGAAAAUGCAAAAAAAUUUGAUGCCUCUCAUGUCUUUAGUGCACACAGUACCCUUGGAAAAGGAGUCAUGCCUAGGUUAGCUGCAAUGUUGGAUGUAAUGCAAGUCAGCGAUGUGAUUCGCGUGGUGGAUGAAAAAACAUUCGUUCGCCCUACUUAUGCUGGUAAUGUAAAUGUACACGUUAAAACCGAGGAACCCGUCAAGCUCGUCACAGUACGUGCGUCUGCUUUUGAUCCCACUCCCGCCAUUGACAAUGGCUCCGCUAGUGUUACUGCAGGCGUGGACCCUCAACCUGCUGCUCUACAGUCAUGGGUAAGCGAAAACAUUAUUAAAAGUGAACGUCCUGACCUUGGCUCUGCUGAACGCGUCGUAGCUGGUGGCCGUCCCCUAAAAGACAAAGCUACUUUUGAAAAGACGCUAACUCCUCUUGCUGACAAAUUGGGCGCUGCUAUUGGUGCUACUCGUGUUGCAGUUGAUUCUGGCUACGCCGACAACUCUUUGCAAAUUGGACAGACCGGAAAAAUUAUCGCUCCUAAAUUGUAUAUUGCUGUAGGAGUCGACGGUGCCAUUCAACAUACUGCAGGCAUUAAAGACAGCAAAGUCAUCGCCUCUAUUAACCGGGAUGAAAACUCUCCUAUCUUCCAGCAUUCUGAUGUAGGUUUGGUUACUGAUUUGUAUGAAGCUGUUCCCGAACUUGUUGAGAAGCUUUAA